This is a messenger RNA of Oncorhynchus nerka (sockeye salmon), 642 nucleotides long. Its product is annotated as keratin-associated protein 4-3-like. The coding region runs from base 1 to 642 and encodes 213 amino acids. The transcript has a single exon. Lineage: Eukaryota; Metazoa; Chordata; Actinopteri; Salmoniformes; Salmonidae. The record is from RefSeq and is a predicted model, not a curated record.
AUGUCGUCUGCGCCCUGCUGCAAGGUGAAGGUCGGCUUCCUGCCCUGCUGCAAGGUGAAGGUGGGCUUCCUGCCCUGCUGCAAGGUGAAGGUGGGCUUCCUGUCCUGCUGCAAGGUGAAGGUCGGCUUCCUGCCCUGCUGCAAGGUGAAGGUGGGCUUCCUGUCCUGCUGCAAGGUGAAGGUCAGCUUCCUGCCCUGCUGCAAGGUGAAGGUCGGCUUCCUGUCCUGCUGCAAGGUGAAGGUGGGCUUCCUGUCCUGCUGCAAGGUGAAGGUGGGCUUCCUGUCCUGCUGCAAGGUGAAGGUGGGCUUCCUGUCCUGCUGCAAGGUGAAGGUCGGCUUCCUGUCCUGCUGCAAGGUGAAGGUGGGCUUCCUGUCCUGCUGCAAGGUGAAGGUGGGCUUCCUGUCCUGCUGCAAGGUGAAGGUGGGCUUCCUGUCCUGCUGCAAGGUGAAGGUGGGCUUCCUGUCCUGCUGCAAGGUGAAGGUGGGCUUCCUGUCCUGCUGUAAGGUGAAGGUGGGCUUCCUGUCCUGCUGCAAGGUGAAGGUGGGCUUCCUGUCCUGCUGCAAGGUGAAGGUCUUAAUGAAAAGCCUCAUCUUACCUACGUUGGUGGUGUAUUUAAACCAGGCAAAUCAAAGACACUGUUAA